AUGAGCGAACAACAAGCGAUUACUAAUGCCGCCACUAGUUCAUAUGAUUUGUUUUCACUGCAAACACCAUCAGAAGUUGGAAAAACUCAUGAACUUUACAAAGCAUUUCGAUUGGUAUCGUCAAUAAUAAAAUCUCCGUUAAGUUUACUUUGUUAUACAAAGAUGGAUAAAGGAUUAGAUACUAGUGAACAAGUCAAUCAUCAUAUUUCAAAUUGUAUCAGCACACCUGGAGAUUUAAAAGAUCUUCCACUUUCUGAAGGAGAAAGCGGUCGUGUAUUAGCCGAUGAUCCAUCAUCAAAAUAUAUUGCUUUACCGAAAAAGUUGAUCGAUCGUGGCGAUAAUUUAAAUAAUGAAUAUGAACGUUUAGCAUUUCGUUUGAUGUUGCUCGUUAUUUUGGGUCAUGAAUGA
Molecule: messenger RNA, 408 nt
Organism: Didymodactylos carnosus
Lineage: Eukaryota; Metazoa; Rotifera; Eurotatoria; Philodinida; Philodinidae
Source: the annotation of a GenBank genome assembly